Radiomyces spectabilis is the source of this 1508-nucleotide messenger RNA. RefSeq lists its product as uncharacterized. Lineage: Eukaryota; Fungi; Mucoromycota; Mucoromycetes; Mucorales; Radiomycetaceae. Gene Ontology annotation, biological process: regulation of DNA-templated transcription; cell differentiation; anatomical structure morphogenesis. Gene Ontology annotation, molecular function: RNA polymerase II cis-regulatory region sequence-specific DNA binding; DNA-binding transcription factor activity, RNA polymerase II-specific. Bases 139 to 1182 code for a protein of 347 amino acids. The record is from RefSeq and is a predicted model, not a curated record. The transcript has 2 exons.
CACAAAGUCCCAUUUUUGAUGGGAAAUCACUUUUUUAUGAUGGAUUGCAUCGCUUAUAUAAACCUAAGGUUUGUGAACCUGUCAAAAAGAAUUUACAUCUUUGCUUCGCUAUUUCUUUGACACAUCGACUCUUUCACCAUGACUGCUCCUCAUCGUGCUCAUAAGCAAACCUUAAAAUCGUCGACCCGAUCGUCCGCCAACGAAAAAAUUCCGCGACCAAUGAACUGUUUCUUGGCUUAUCGCCUGGAAAAGCAAAGCGAAAUCGUCGCCCGUUGUCCUGGUGCCAACCAUCGCGACAUUUCCAAAAUUAUCGCCAAAUGGUGGAAAGAAACGAGCGAAGAAGAAAAAGCCGUGUAUCGCGAAAAGGCUCGUCUGGCUAAACUGGCUCACAAUCAACAGUAUCCCGACUAUAAAUAUAAACCCAACAAAGCGGCGGGCCGCAAAACACGCAAAUACACAAAACGAACCCGUGAACCGUUCAGUUCACGCUCGAAAACGAACAAUGUCAUGAUGCAACUUAUGUAUGAAGACCAGUCCAUCUUGGAGCAUAUUGAGCCUGUGGCCCAUACCAACGACAAUGGAGUAUCCUACGAUGCAACAUCACAGGCAUCGGAAUAUUCCCCUGCCCUGUUUUCAUCCUUGCCAUCCUUGCCUUCCAUGAGUCCCGCAACCGGAUCGGUCAGGAGUCCCAGCAUGAUUUCGGAACCUUCGAUUUCGAUUGGUGCGGACGUGACCGAUGGUUCAGUCCCAGCCUUGGUGUCUUCCACCAAUCCAACCAUGAUAAUGUCUUCCCCCAUGUUGUAUACUCCACCCAUGCUGUCGCCGGCUUGCAGCAUGAUCGGAUACCCGUCCUCUUGCGCGUACGAUUUUGGCGGUGAUGCCGCGAAUAUGUUACAUUUAUGGCAGCAGCUGGUACCCGAGAAUUCUAAUCCGUACCUUCCUACUUUUACUACUACGGGCGCUUCCCUUUCAGGGCGAGCUCCUUGCACGGCUCUGGAUGCAGCUAAUCCGAAUUGGAUAGCGCCCGGACAAGGUUUGAUGACAACUAUUGAAACACCGAGCUUUAUCGAUCCCAUGCUUCUGUCUUCAGUACCCAUGCCGUACGCGCCGUCUUCUUCCAUGGUGAUGUGCGAUCAAGGCUAUCCCUUCCCUUCAACAGAUUUCACUACCUACAUGUUUUAAACCAACCAUCAUCUCCUCUAUGUAAAUACCAUGGGAAAAAGCUGACUUGUUUGUUCCCUGCGAUUUCUCCUAUUCCCACGUUUUAUACCCUUUAUGACCCACCAAAAUCUCCUUACGCCCUUUUGCAUAUAGAAUUUCUUCAUUCACAUAGACAACUCGCCCACUUUUUAUUUUACUUUAUUUUAUUUUAUUUUAUUUCAUUCACCCCUUUCAUUUAUUCUGUUCUAUUCUUCUGGUUAACUAUUUAUGGUUUGCGCAAAACAUUUUUAUUCUUUUGAACGUUUUCACAUCAUUCUUAUGACAUGCAUCUCCAAAGGCCCUAUCAG